Messenger RNA from Closterium sp. NIES-65, 3174 nucleotides. Lineage: Eukaryota; Viridiplantae; Streptophyta; Zygnematophyceae; Desmidiales; Closteriaceae. The record is from the annotation of a GenBank genome assembly.
AUGGCUGUCGCUGUCUCAGCUCGAUCGCACCAAGUCAGUAGCGGCUUUCCCGCUGAUUCAGCUGCAGCCUCUAGCCUCUCGAAUUUGUCAACAUCGCAACCGCCCUAUCCCGGCCGUUCGUUGCACGAUGCCGCCUCCUCAUUCGCGGAUCUUGUUCUAGGCGCUUCCAGCAGUCGCACUGUAGCAGCAGCAGGACCUGACGGCCACUCCGCAUCUCACGCCGCUUCUCACGCCGGGAUUCCCGGACAAUCCGCGGCUCGCGAAGCAGCCUCUCUCGAAGUUGACGUGUCAGCACAGCUGUCCGUCGCGGACCUGCUGACGUGUCUCUCGCGGAUUGAAGAGCGGUCCGAGCAGGUAAAAGCGGAGAUCAUACAGGAGGUGGAAGGCCGACACGAGGAGCUUCGGCAGCUGAUGUGGCAUGCGUGCCAGGCUGGCGAUGACGUGGCGGUUCUGCUAGCUGAGGUGGAUGCCCUGGCUGCCAGUGUUUCACCAGCAGAAGCCACCGAAUCCGAUCCUAGCGGAAGGGAGGGAGGAGGGAAUCAUGAAUUUGGCUCGGGACCAGCUUCGGCAACUGGCUCGGGAGCAGCACUAGGGUUCGUGGAGGAGGUGGUAAGGGCGACCAAUGAGGUGCGAGCGUUGAAUCAAGCAGCCAAUGAGAAAGCAGAGAUUCGGAAAGCAGUGGAGGAGAUUGUUCAGCUCCAAAAGAAGCAAGCGGAGAUGCAGCUACUGCUGGGGAGAGGAAGGCUCCUGGAAGCUGCGACUCUGGCUCGAUGUCUUAAAGACUCCUUUGUGGAGGGUAGGGACGGGGAGGGAGAGGGGGGUAGGCAGGGCGAGGGAGAGGGGAAAGGUGGAGAGGAGGAGCAAGGAGAGGAGCCUGUGGUGGUGACGCUGCUGCGGCAGCAAGUGGACGGCAGCUGUAAGCAGCUGCAGCACAGCCUGGAGCAGCAGCUGUGGCAGAUGCUGGUGAUUGACCCGUCCAGCCACUCCAUCCGUAUAGUCACAUCCGCUGCACUCACACCCGCCAUCACCAGUGCUGCUGCUAGUACUGCUGCUUCCACUCCUAUAGUGCACUUACCAGAGGAAACGAGGGAACUGGCUCGGUUCCAAGAGGUGGUGGAGGUCACUCGGGCGUUCGAAGCAGCUCUCAGAGCGGAGGGUUUUCUCGCCCCUCUCCCAAAAGCUUCUGCAACAGCCAGGGACAUGAAGUUAAGGGCAGGGGUAGCAGUGAAGAAAGCAGCACCUGUGGGGGACAGGCUGAUGGCGUAUGCGGCCGACGUGGACGUGCAUUUCGCAGAGAAGAAACGAGUGGCUGCUCUGGCGGCUGUGAGGCACCUGCUGCUCAAGGGAGAUUUUUCGGUUUCACGGCUGGUGGUCACUCCGGUGAGUCCAGACGUGAGCAACUUGUCGCUACAGCCCGCAGUGUUUGGGCAGCAGGUGCUGCAGCUGGUGGCGGGAGAGGCAGGCAGUGCUGCUGCUGAUGUGACGUCUGACAUGGACAACUCGGUAUUCUUCUGGGAGCCGUGCCACGUCAGCGAGCCUGUGUGCAAGAUCCUCGAAAUCGUUCACAACACCAUGGAGGAAGCUUCCCAGUCCACGGAUCGUACGGCCAUGGAGCUCUAUCGGGCUGCACGGGACAUCUUCACCCUCUACCGCGCUCUGCCGUCCUCCGCUCCUGUUGACGUGGCACAGCUGGCAAUGAUCGCAGUCAACGACCGCCUGCUGCUCAGCCACGUGUGCCUCUCCCUCGCGUUGCAGUACCGCGCGCGCCUGCCAGCUGGCGUGCGCCACGUGGCCACCUUUGCUGACGUGGCACCGUUCCUGCGCCAGCUGGCGGAGGAGCAGAUGCAGCGCGUGCUGGAGCGGCACCACGGGUAUCUCAUGGAGGCAUUGGACGGAGCACAGGGGUUCAGGAACACAGACGAAGAGGAGGUGUACCGGUGUGCGUUGCGGGCUCUCAAGCAGGUCGUCCAUCACCUGGCCCACCUCUCCUCUGUCUGGCGCCCAGUCUCACCGCCCUCGCGCUACCUCCGAGCCAUGAGUCGUCUCGUCUCUGCUGUGCUCUCCCGCUGCUGUGCGCACGUGCUCGCCCUGCCAGACAUAUCCGUCGAUGAAACCGAGCAGCUCCGCAAGCUCUUUGCAGGGAUGCUGACUCGUCUGCCUCCUCUAUUCCACGUGGAUCUCUCUGGAGCCACUGGCAGCGCCCAUGGUGCCACGUCAGCAUCUGUAGCUGCAGCUGCUGACCUGGAUGCUGACGUGUCAGAUGCUAUGGCUGACACAGCAACACUUGAGUCACUUGUUCCUGUGUAUCGCAAGCUGAGAAGACUAACAGAUUUGCUUGACAUGCCACUAGUGGCAAUCACACAGGCAUGGGAGAGUGGGGACCUGUGCCGCUGUGGUUUCACCUCUGACGAGGUAACUCCAGAACUCCUGCGUCUCUCCUCCCUCGUCGCUUCAGUCUUCAAUCAAUGCUCUACGCUCCCUCCCACCCCGGAGCCAUGGACCCCUGACGGCUUUCUCGAUGAUCCCGAGGUGGCCGCUAGGAGGCCGGAAAUGGACUCAGCCUGUGAUCUGUGGGAGGGGAAGUGGGUGUACGAGCCGGAAAUGUUCAAUGCGUCGGACAUCCGAAUGCGGCUCAACGGGCGCCGGCUGGUAUUUGUGGGGGACUCGCUGUGCCGCAACCAGUUCGAGAGCGCGCUGUGCCUCCUCGGCAUUGAUCUUCCCGAUGUCUCUGCUGUUGUCGAGCGCACGGGCAACAAUCUGACCAGGAAGGUGGACACAAUGGUGUAUGACUUCACUCAGUUCAACUUCACUGUGGAGUACCACCUCUCGCACUUCCUCGUGGGCUUCCACCGUGCUCCUCCAGACGCGCCACGUCAUAUUCGAGCAGUGGUGAACACAGACGUGGUUGACCCUCUCUUUGCUCGGAGGCUCUUUGACGAUCGGUCAGAGGGGCUGAUACUCGUGCUCAAUGCAGGCCACUGGUUCACCCCGUCUAAGAUAUCAUCUCAGAACGUUUCGUUCCUGGUGAACAACCAGACUCGUCCAGACAUCGAUGAGACCGAGGGGUUCCGCCUGGCCAUGCUGCGAGUGUCAGACUGGCUCCAGCAGUGGCCGCCUCAGGCUGCCAACGCCACAGCUGUCUUCCGCACCUACGCUCCCGCCCACUUCGCGUAA